This is a messenger RNA of Rhinichthys klamathensis goyatoka, 624 nucleotides long. RefSeq names its product tyrosine-protein kinase CSK-like. The record is from RefSeq and is a predicted model, not a curated record. Bases 91 to 624 code for a protein of 177 amino acids. The transcript is spliced from 5 exons. Lineage: Eukaryota; Metazoa; Chordata; Actinopteri; Cypriniformes; Leuciscidae. Gene Ontology annotation, biological process: regulation of Fc receptor mediated stimulatory signaling pathway; protein phosphorylation; adherens junction organization. Gene Ontology annotation, molecular function: protein tyrosine kinase activity; ATP binding.
UGUUGCAGUCAGCUGAGACACACUAACCUGGUGCAGUUAUUGGGUGUGAUCGUGGAGGAAAGAGGCAGUUUGUUCAUCGUGACUGAAUACAUGGCGAAGGGCAGUCUGGUGGAUUACCUGCGCUCUCGGGGUCGAACGGUCCUGGGCGGCGAGUGUUUGCUCCAGUUCUCGCUUAACGUGUGUGAAGCCAUGGAGUAUCUGGAGGCCAAUAACUUUGUGCACCGAGAUCUGGCGGCUCGUAACGUCUUGGUGUCCGACGACAACAUCGCUAAAGUCAGCGACUUCGGUCUGACCAAAGAGGCCUCGUCCACUCAGGACACGGCAAAACUCCCGUCAAGUGGACCUCGCCCGAGGCCCUGCGCGAGAAGGUGUGUGAAGGUUUUCUACAAAUCUGACGUGUGGAGUUUCGGCGUUCCUGUGGGAGAUUUAUCGUUCGGGCGCCCGCUGAGGGAGGUGGUGCCGCGGGUGGAGAAGGGCUAUAAGAUGGAGGCUCCCGACAGCUGUCCUGCUGCGGUGUACGAGCUGAUGAAGCAGAGCUGGAGCCUGGACCCUGCAGGACGGCCCUCGUUCCUCAUGAUGAGGGAGAAGCUCCAGCACAUCAGAGCCGAGGAGCUGCACCUGUGA